Cynara cardunculus var. scolymus (artichoke) is the source of this 3838-nucleotide messenger RNA. RefSeq names its product protein transport protein SEC31 homolog B-like. The coding region runs from base 154 to 3525 and encodes 1123 amino acids. The record is from RefSeq and is a predicted model, not a curated record. Gene Ontology annotation, molecular function: structural molecule activity; protein binding. NCBI's taxonomy places the organism in Eukaryota, Viridiplantae, Streptophyta, Magnoliopsida, Asterales, Asteraceae. Gene Ontology annotation, biological process: intracellular protein transport; endoplasmic reticulum to Golgi vesicle-mediated transport; COPII-coated vesicle cargo loading. The transcript is spliced from 23 exons. Gene Ontology annotation, cellular component: endoplasmic reticulum exit site; COPII vesicle coat.
ACUGAAGAAACCGGAGAGACGGCAAGCAAAGUAACACAGAUUUGGGUCUCCCGGACACAAAAUCCCCAUUUAGAUCACUGCCUAACCCUAGAAAUACAAAUCCUUCCUUUAGAUCUUGAGAUACCAAUCUAAUUGAUUGCCGAUCGAAUCAAAAUGGCUACAUCAGCGUGCGUUAAGGAAGUGAAUAGAUCGGCAUCGGUGGCGUUUGCCCCCGAUGCGCCAUGCCUUGCCGCCGGAACUAUGGCCGGAGCCGUAGACAUGUCGUUUAGUUCUUCUGCGAAUCUUGAAAUCUACAAGCUUGAUUUCCAAUCUGACGAUCGUAACCUUCCGUUAUCUGGAGCCAUACCCAGUUCAGAACCGUUUAAUCGGUUGUCGUGGGGCAAAUCACCGUCAUCUGGUUCGGAAGAAUUCUCACUCGGUCUCAUUGCCGGUGGCCUUGUAGAUGGCAACAUCGGUAUCUGGAACCCUCGCUUACUUAUGAGUUCGGAGGAAAGUGAAAAUGCUCUUGUUCAACAACUAUCAAGACACAAGGGGCCUGUUCGUGGUCUAGAGUUUAGUUCUCUUUCACCAAACCAUCUCGCUUCUGGUGCUGAAGGAGGUGAAAUUUGUAUAUGGGAUUUUGCUAAACCAACAGAGCCUACACAUUUUCCUCCUCUCAAGGGCAGCGAGUCUGUGACGCAUGGAGAAAUAUCAUUUUUAUCAUGGAAUAAGAAGGUCCAGCCUAUCUUGGCAUCAACUUCUUUUCAUGGAGCAACUGUGGUUUGGGACCUUAGGAAGCAAAAGCCAAUUAUAAGUUUCUCAGAUUCGGUUAGAAGAAGAUGUUCAGUUUUGCAAUGGCAUCCUGAUUUUGCCACUCAGCUUAUUGUUGCUUCAGAUGAUGAUAGUUCACCUUCUUUAAGGCUAUGGGAUAUGCGGAACACAAUGUCACCCUUGCGAGAGUUAGUUGGUCAUACUAAAGGUGUUGUUGCAAUGUCAUGGUGUCCCAAUGAUAGCUCCUAUUUGCUUACUUGUGCCAAAGACAACCGCACUAUUUGCUGGGACAUUAAUUCAGCUGAGAUUGUCUCUGAACUUCCAGCUGGAUCCAAUUGGAAUUUUGAUGUGCACUGGUAUCCGAAGCUACCUGGGGUCAUAUCGGCAUCUUCAUUUGAUGGAAAAAUUGGUAUUUAUAACAUUGAGGCUUGUGCUCGAUAUGGUGCUGGUGACGGUUACUUUGGCUCAGCACAUUUAAGAGCCCCAAAAUGGUACCAACGCAGAGCUGGAGUCUCUUUUGGUUUUGGUGGAAAACUUGUUUCUUUUCAUGCAACUGGUUCUUCAUCUGGAGCUUCAGAGGUUGAUGUGCAUGACUUGGUUACUGAACAUAGUUUAGUUGGCACCUCAUCUGAAAUUGAAGCUGCGAUGCGUAGUGGAGAGAGAUCUUCGUUGAGGCUUUUGUGUGACAAAAAAACUCAAGAGUCUGAAUCUGAAGAUGACAGAGAAAUAUGGGGAUUUUUGAAGGUUAUGUUCGAAGAUGAUGGAACAGCAAGGACAAAGCUCUUAAAUCACCUUGGCUUCAGUUUACCUCCAGAACUAAAUGAUACAGUACAAAAUGAUCUGGUUCAGGAUGUAAGUUCUCUCAGUCUUGACAAAAAUGAAGAAGCUAAAGAAGGAUAUAUGGAGCACAACCAGACAUUCAACUACCCGUCUGAUAACGGCGAAGAUUUCUUUAACAAUUUUCCAAGUCCUAAAGCUGACACACCUGUGUCAACUUCUCAUAAUAACUUUGCUAUUGAAGAAUCUGUUCCAGCUGUGGAAGACCCAACAAAAGGAAGUGAUUUACAAGAGGGAAGUGCUGACCCUUCAUUUGAUGAUGCUAUUCAACGUGCAUUGGUUGUUGGGGAUUACAAGGGAGCUGUUGCCCAGUGCAUAGCUGCAAAUAAGAUGGCAGAUGCUUUAGUUAUCGCGCAGGUUGGUGAUGCUUCCUUGUGGGAGAGCACACGUGAUCAAUACCUUAAAAAGAAUGCUUCCCCAUACUUGAAGAUUGUUGCUGCAAUGGUAAAUAAUGACCUUGUUAGCCUAGUAAAUAUCAGGCCCCUGAAAUCUUGGAAAGAAACUCUUGCUCUCCUCUGCACUUUUGCACAGAGAGAUGAGUGGACUUUACUAUGUGACACCCUUGCUUCGAGACUCAUGGCUGCUGAUAAUACAUUGGCGGCAACUCUUUGUUAUAUAUGUUCAGGGAAUAUUGAUAGAACUGUAGAGAUCUGGUCAAAGAAGGUUACAGCCGAGCAUGAAGGGAAGUCCUAUGUUGAUCUUCUUCAGGAUUUAAUGGAGAAAACUGUUGUCCUUGCUUUAGCAACUGGGCAAAAGAGAUUCAGUGCUUCUUUAUGCAAACUUGUUGAGAAGUAUGCUGAGAUAUUAGCAAGUCAAGGACUUCUAUCAACAGCCAUGGAAUAUUUGAAGCUAAUGGGCACUGAAGACCUGUCUCCAGAAUUCGUGGUCUUACGAGAUCGGAUAGCACUCUCAUCUGAACCCGGGAAGAUACCUAAUGUUUUGCACAUGGGUAUACUGGAACAAAAUGCAACUGUCUCUACAGAUUUUGGUUACUCUCAAACACAUACGGGAGCUGUAUAUGGUGCAAACCAACAAACUAAUUCUGCUGUGGAGCCCCUUCAAAGCUAUUAUCAGGAUGAGAAGCUUUAUCGUCAGGAACAGUAUCAACCACAACCUGGGCCUUCAUACAAUAAUCAAUAUGAACAGCCACAACGUAGCAUGUUUGUUCCAUCACCUGCAGCUCCCAGUCCUCCAAUGGGCUUCAAUCAACCUCCAGUCGCAACUCAAGCUGCUGCAAGACCCUUUGUUCCUAUGACACCUCCAAUUAUGAGAAACGCUGAUCAAUACCAGCAGCCCCCCACCUUGGGUUCUCAGUUAUAUCCUGAUGCUUACCAGUCUCAGGUGAAUGCCAGCUCCAAUUAUCAAGCAGGACCACCAGGGACUGUUUCUCUUGGCCCUGUCCCAUCUCCAAUGGUUCCUACUACUGGUCCGAAGUUACCACAUGAUGUGAGCCCCACACCACCUGUAAGAGGAUUCAUGCCGAUCAAUAAUACACCAAUGCAAAGAACAACUUCAGGUCAAAUGCCACCCAACAGUGCUACAGAAUCUGCGGCACCUGUUGCAGCCCCUCUUCCAACAGUACAGACUGCUGACACAUCGAAUGUACCUGCCCAGCAAAGGGCAGUUAUUGGAACAUUGACUAGACUCUUCAACGAGACAUCAGAAGCAUUGGGAGGUUCGCAUGCAGUUCCAGCAAAGAAGCGGGAGAUCGAUGACAACUCAAAGAAAAUAGGUGCUUUGUUUGCCAAACUAAACAAUGGUGAUAUUUCCAAAAAUGCUGCUGAAAAGCUUGUUCAGCUCUGUCAAGCAUUGGAUCGUGGCGACUUCCCUACCGCCCUCAAAAUCCAGGUAGAUCUCACAACCAGUGACUGGGACGAGUGCAGCUUCUGGUUAGCAACGCUGAAACGAAUGAUCAGGAUUAGGCAGAAUGCAAGGUGAACGAGAGCCCUCUACGUUUAUCAACAACCAUAAUGCCAUUCAACAUCACUGCCUAAUUUGGGUUAGACCUGUCUGUCUUUGUACACAAGAACGUAUUGCUUUACACCACAAUAUUGCUCAUUCGGGUUAUUUUCUUUUUAAAAGAUUAAUUAAUUAUGACGUUUUGGAAGCGGUUAAAGAAGUUAGAUGAGAGAGUUUUAAGAGACUUGUGUUUUUUGUUUGUGUAUUGAAAUAGAUUUGGUUUUCUUGAUUAGCAGAAAGAAAGAUGUGAAAAGUUUUGAAGGAUUAGUUUUUAUUCAACUCCAUUGUAUCU